GAACAAUAAAGCAACGCCCCCUAAACGGUUCUCUUUUCUCCUUCGCCAUAUCCACUGUCCCUUGAGUCUAGGGCAGAGUCCCCUCUGCCUUAGACACUAACUACCCACCCAACCACAAUGGCCUUCCAGGAUUUCGAGCAAAUCACUGAGCGCCGAAGAAACGAGAACAGACUCAAGCUCAGGAAGAAGAUCUUAAUCAGCGUGGUUUCCGCCGUUCUUCUUGCAUGCGUGGUUGGCGCCGCCACAUUCGUGGUUGUCCAGAGAACCGGUGGUUCCUCCACAAAAACCGCAACCCCAAUACAAGAAGCCUCCGCGAGGCCACACGUGGACCAAAGCUCCAGGCUGGUAGAAAUGAUCUGCAGCUCCGCGGAGUACAAAGAGAAAUGCAAGAAAACCCUCGGUGAGGCUCUGGAGAAGGACCCGAAGCUGACGGAGCCCAAGGACCUGCUCAAGGUCUCCUUUAUCCUUGCCGAGAACGAGAUGAACAAAGCCUUCAACGAAACCACGAAAAUGGAGUUCGCGUCGGCACAGGAGAAAGGCGCGUACAGUGAUUGCAAGGAGAUGUUCGAUGACGCCAAGGAUGAGCUGAGACGUUCGAUCGACGAGGUCGGAGAAAACGAUGCCAAAGUACUCUCCACGAAAGCUUCAGAAAUCAACAACUGGCUCAGCGCUGUUAUGAACUACGAGCAAACCUGCAUCGAUGGGAUUCCCGAAGGAAAGAUGAGGGAAGACUUCACGAAGCUAUUCGCCGAGUCAAGGGAGCUUGUGAGCAAUGCCCUUGCCGUUAUGUCGCAGUUUGCUUCGUUCUUUUCGAUCUUCCAAGGAGCUGGGAACAUUCACCUUCCAUGGGAAACCAACGAUAAAGAUGCACCUGCCCCUGCUUCUGCUUCCGGUUCUUCUGCUUCUUCUGCUUCUGCUCCUGGUGUUGCCCCUGCAGGUUCUGCUCCUGCUCCUGGUUUCGCUCCUCGUGCUGCUCCGGUCCCAAUGCCUUCCUUGGAUGAUCCACUUCCAACAUUGCCUAUCCCUGCUUGGGCUGGCCCUUCUGAGUUCAAAGGAUCAGAUGAGAAACCCACACCCAAUGUCACCGUCGCACAAGAUGGAAGCGGAGACUUCAAAACCAUCUCUGAAGCCUUGGCUGCCAUCCAGACACCAUACGAGGGAAGGUACGUGGUUUAUGUUAAAGCUGGAAUUUACGAUGAGACCGUGACAGUGACAAGGAAAAUGGUAAACCUAACCAUGUAUGGUGACGGAGGUGACAAGAGUAUCAUUACUGGGAACAAAAAUUUCGUUGAUGGAGUCAGAACUUUCCAAACUGCAUCAUUCGUGGUACUGGGAGAUGGAUUCUUGGGAAAAGAGAUGCAAUUCAGAAACACUGCAGGAGCAGAGAAGCAUCAAGCAGUGGCUGCAAGAGUGCAAGCCGAUCAAGCAAUGUUUUUUAACUGUGUCUUUGAUGGUUACCAAGACACUCUCUACGCCCAAACCCACAGACAGUUCUACCGCGACUGCACCAUCACCGGCACCAUCGACUUCAUCUUCGGGGACGCAUCAGCAGUGUUUCAAAACUGCACGAUAAUGGUGAAAAAGCCCCUUGAAAACCAGCAGAACAUAGUGACUGCACAAGGGAGACUAGACAGGCAAGAAAACACUGGGUUCGUUCUGCAGAAGUGUGUGAUCAAAGCUGCUGAUGACUUGGUCCCGUUGAAGGGGACGGUGAGGAACUACCUCGGAAGGCCCUGGAAGGAGUACUCAAGAACCAUCAUCAUGGAGACUCAAAUAGAAGACUUGAUUCACCCAGAUGGGUGGCUUCCAUGGGAAGGGGACUUUGCACUCAAAACGCUGUACUAUGGUGAGUUCAACAACAAUGGAGUAGGUGCCAGCACCAGCGCUAGGGUGAACUGGCCUAACCGCAAAGUCAUUGAUAGGGAUGAGGCUACCAGGUACACGGUUGAGGCUUUCUUGCAAGGGGCAUGGAUCAAUGGCACAGGAGUCCCUGCUCAACUGGGCUUGUACUCUUAAACCGUUUUUUCUCUUCAAUCAUCAAUAUUUUUACCUUCUAUUGC
Molecule: messenger RNA, 2060 nt
Organism: Vigna angularis (adzuki bean)
Lineage: Eukaryota; Viridiplantae; Streptophyta; Magnoliopsida; Fabales; Fabaceae
Product: putative pectinesterase/pectinesterase inhibitor 45
Exons: 3
Coding region: 118-2016 (632 amino acids)
Biological process (GO): cell wall modification
Molecular function (GO): pectinesterase activity; pectinesterase inhibitor activity
Source: RefSeq, a predicted model, not a curated record